Molecule: messenger RNA, 2151 nt
Organism: Cygnus atratus (black swan)
Lineage: Eukaryota; Metazoa; Chordata; Aves; Anseriformes; Anatidae
Gene: THY1
Product: Thy-1 cell surface antigen
Exons: 4
Coding region: 49-534 (161 amino acids)
Source: RefSeq, a predicted model, not a curated record
GCUCAUCUCUCGCCGGCAGCCUCCCCCGGGCACAUCAUCGGCGGAAAGAUGAACCCCACCGUCGGCAUCGCUGUCAUCCUGACAGUGCUCCAGGCCGCCCAGUGCCAGAUGAUCAAGGACCUGAGUGCCUGCCUGCUGGGCCAGAGCCUGCGGGUGGACUGCCGCUACGAGAACAAAACCAGCAACCCGCUGACCUACGAGUUCAGCAUCACCAAGGACAACAGGAAGCACGUCAUCCACAGCACCAUCAGCGUCUCCGAAAACGUCUACCGGAGCCGCGCCAACGUCACCAUGCACAAGAACCUGGUGUGCCUCUACCUGCAGAGCUUCACCACCAGCGAUGAGGGGGUUUACAUGUGCGAGCUGAAGGCCACCAGCGACUACACCGGCAACCAGAUAAAGAACAUCACUGUCAUCAAAGACAAACUGGAGAAAUGCGCCGGCUUCAGCCUCUUGAUCCAGAACACUUCGUGGCUCCUCCUGCUCCUCCUUUCCCUGCCUCUCCUGCAAGCCGUGGACUUCGUGUCCCUGUGAAAGGAAAAAAAAACAAAAAACAAAAAACCCCGCGCCCCCACGGAGCACCCCAGCCAACCCGCCUCCCCCGCCAGAGCGCAGCCCUCGGAAAGAGAAGAUUUGGAAGAAACGAAACCUCUCUCUAUGUUAUCUCUAUGUAGCCGUAUAUCUAACGCUAACCACCGUCCUGUGCUGAGACCCGCCGGCACGCGCGCGCACGCCCCGCUCCGAAGCAUGGUGGCUCCGCUAGGCAGCGUCGCUUCUCCCAUCGCGCCCUCCCCGCGCGCUGGUUUUGCUGGUGCUGGGGGCACCGGAGCCUCAGCCCCGCACAGCCCGCUUCUCCCGCCCCUUUUCUUUUUUUUUUAUUUUUAUUUUUUUAUAAAUAUUUUUCUUUGCCCUGUUCUCAACUGGGGAAAGACAGCCGGACGAGCAGGUAAGGGAGGGGACGGGAGAGCGCGGGGAUGGGUCCCGGUGCUGGGAGGAGACGGGGAGGACACCAGGUGCCAGCGGGGUGACUUGGUGGUUUCUCUUUGUUGCAGCCGGGCUGGAAGCGAGGCCCCCAGACAACGCCUUGUGCCCUGGGGCUGCCCAAGCCCGGGGCCCCCCCGGCCCUCCCCAGGGACCAGUCCUUAGCUGUGACGAGAGAAGUGCCACCAGCGCCCGCAGCGGAGGCCCGCAGAGCCUCUCCGAGCUAGCCACAGCCCGGUCAGCACCCCGUGCCCCCAGGUGGGGAGGGGGCUCCCCCAGGGGACCGCCACUCCUCCGCCCCAGCUCCCCGUCUGCUCCAUGGGGACCCCGUCCUUCCCCAUGACACGUGCCCCCCUCUUUCUCUGGCCCCACCACGCUGCUGGGAGGAGCCCAUGUGUCCCCCCGGCCCCCCCCCCCGCUCCCUUCCAGCGUCCCCCUCUUUCUAUUUAAGUGCAGAAAAAUGGGGCUAAGGCAAGCCCAGCUCUUGGCCACCACCUCAGUGAGGAUCACAGAAUGUCCCCAGGGGUCAGCAAGAGUGGAGAGAGGGACCCCCGAGCACAGCUCCAGCCUGUCCCCAUGCCCUGCAGGACCCCAGGAGCCUUCGGACCAGGAGAGACCACGGGGCUGGCCCUGCACACCCCAGCCCAGGAGCGGGCAGGGGGCUGGGGAAGGCACUGACGGGACCACCUGGCUCUGCGGGGCGAACCUGAGCCCUGCCGAGCUCCCCAGGCUGUGCCGCGACGGCUGAGAGCCCUUCCCAGCAGCUGCUCCCUGCUCCUUGCUUUCCUCCGGACGCCACGAGCUGCCUCCCACCCCGCUGCCCCUUCCUGCCCGUCCCUGCCCCUCGCUGCCUGCUUGCUUGCUGUCUAGUGCUGCCGAGGCCGUGCGCGGCGGAGGCUCGGCUCGCCCCACUCCCCGGGCUGGCUGGAGCUCCCCGGGGAGCACCGGGGCAGGGCAGAGCCCGGCCGACCGCACGGACGCGUCUCCGGUCUCAUUUUUUUGGUGAACAUUUGUAGUUGUUUCCACAGCUUGUCGUAAAAGAAAUUCUGUUAAAAGGAGAAAACGAAAAGCCAACCCUACGAAAAGCAACGACAACAACAACAACAAAAACACCUGUUUUCCGGGAGUUUUCCUCUGUCUGCACAAUAAAAGCCUAGGUCGUGUGUUGGA